Ochotona curzoniae (black-lipped pika) is the source of this 1366-nucleotide messenger RNA. RefSeq names its product HLA class II histocompatibility antigen, DO beta chain. Bases 100 to 924 code for a protein of 274 amino acids. Gene Ontology annotation, molecular function: MHC class II protein complex binding. Gene Ontology annotation, cellular component: membrane; MHC class II protein complex. The record is from RefSeq and is a predicted model, not a curated record. The transcript is spliced from 7 exons. Gene Ontology annotation, biological process: antigen processing and presentation of exogenous peptide antigen via MHC class II; peptide antigen assembly with MHC class II protein complex; immune response. Lineage: Eukaryota; Metazoa; Chordata; Mammalia; Lagomorpha; Ochotonidae.
GCCCAGUCAUCCUAGGACCUCACACUCUGUGCAAUACCUUGUCCUUCUUCGUCCAGCCCAUUUUCCACAUAUCUGAGCUAUGGUUGGUGAUUCUGCAGAAUGGAUUCCAUGUGGCUCCACUGGAUGUUGGCUCUGCUAGUGAGUCUGACCUGGCUGCAUUACUCCAUGGCUCAAGGCAGAGACUCUCCAGAAGAUUUUGUGAUUCAGGCAAAAGCUGACUGUUACUUCACCAAUGGGACAGAGCGGGUGCGGUUCGUGGUCAGAUUCAUCUUCAACCUGGAGGAGUGCCUGCACUUUGACAGUGACCUGGGGCACUUCGUGGCCCUGACAGAGCUGGGGCGGCCUGAUGCCGAGGCUUGGAACAAGCGGCCCGAUAUCCUGGAGAGGAGCAGGGCGUCUGUGGAUCUGCUCUGCAGACGCAAUUACAACCUGGGAGCCCCGUUCACUGUGGGGAGAAAGGUGCCACCAGAGGUGACAGUGUCCCUAGCAAGGACACCCGUCCUGCACCAGCACAAUGUGCUGCUCUGCUCUGUGACAGGCUUCUACCCAGGGGACCUCAGAGUCAGGUGGCUGCGGAACGGGCAGGAGGAGACUGCUGGGGUCAUGUCCACCGGCCUCAUCAGAAAUGGAGACUGGACCUUUCAGACCACCGAGAUGCUGGAAAUAACCCCCAAACUUGGAGAUAUCUACACUUGUCUAGUCGAUCACCCCAGCCUGCUGAAACCCAUUUCUGUGGAGUGGAGAGCUCAGGUUGAACAUUCCUGGGCAAAGAUGCUAAGCGGAGUUGCAGGCUUCCUGCUUGGGCUGAUCUUCUUUUUGGUGGGCAUCUUCACCUACCUCAGGGCUUGGAAAGGCUGCAUGGAGACUCAGCGGUCUGCUGCUGCUGAGGUCUCAAGAGUUGGUUUUCCAUCACAACCAUAUUAAACUCCUUAACUGGAUCUUCUCCCAAAAGCCAGAAGGAGUAGCCCGGGCUCCAGGCUUCACCAAGCAUGGUCAUGAGGAUCCUGUUCUGGGACGGACCCUUUGCCAUGAUCCCUGGAGGAGUUCUGAAUUGAUUCUAGUUUUGUGUCCUGAGAUGGUGCACUCCUUUCCCAUGCCCCUUCUUCCUCUUACUGAGGCCUUAUUAGCCCCAUCCCCAAGGAUGCGGUCCAGAAAUUUCUAGAAAAACAAAGAUCCUUCCAGACCCAAACUACCUUCCCUUCCAUGAUCUAACCCUAAUUCUCUAGGUCAUGAAUCCUCAUCCUCCAGUUGCAGCCCCCACAGUCUGCAGAAGACAGAUACUCAGAGCUGCUAUUUUUUCACCAUUUUAAAAAAGAUUUAUUUAUUUUUAUUACAAAGUCAGAUAUACAGAGAGGAGGAGAGACAG